Messenger RNA from Rhopalosiphum padi (bird cherry-oat aphid), 892 nucleotides. RefSeq lists its product as uncharacterized. The record is from RefSeq and is a predicted model, not a curated record. The transcript has 3 exons. NCBI's taxonomy places the organism in Eukaryota, Metazoa, Arthropoda, Insecta, Hemiptera, Aphididae. The coding region runs from base 266 to 688 and encodes 140 amino acids.
AGGUAGAACGCCAUAUGAAGCGAUGUUUGGCUGCACGGCUAGAAUUGGUUUAAUGUCGUCUAAUCUUCCAAACGAUGAAAUAAAAGAGGUCAUUACGGAAGAAGAUUUAGAAAAAAUAACCAAUGAACCAAUCACCGAAGAAGACGAAAUCGGAAAUUAAAUCAUAGAAAUCGUAGAAAAAAAUUCGGAACUUGAUGAUCGUCAAGAAAAUAUUUGUAUUGCACGUAAAAAUUCAAAAAAAAAUUUAGAAAAACAAGGAGAGAAAAUGAUGAAACUUUCCAAAGAAAAGUUUCCUCAGCUUGAAAUAGGCACAACUGUACGUGUAACUAUACCGGACGUUGAUAGAGCUCGUGGUUCUCCGCGAAAUAUACUGGCAGUUGUCACCCAAGUUGAACAUGACUUAUACAAACUCUGUACGGAACAUGGUUUUCUUAAAUAUAAUUACACACGCCAAGAAAUAGCUGCUUGCGAAGAAAAUCUAUUAGACAUGUACAAUGUGAUAAAAUUAGCAGGUGAUAGACAGUUGACACUGAGGGAAGCAGCUAGUAAUAGUUCGGUUGCGGGCCCUCAAGGGUACCAGCGUUGCCAUUGCAAGACUGGUUGUAAUAAUAAACGUUGUGCCUGCCGUGGGGCUGAAAAAUUAUGUAAUAAUAAAUGUCAUGGGAGUACAAAUUGUAAAAACAAAUAAAAAAUAAUAAAGCAUUUUUUCUAUUUUUAAAAAUACCUAUUUUGUAGUAGGUAUUUGAGAUUCACGUGCAUAUCUGGUCUAUAACAACAAUUACCUGUGUAUUUGGUCAUUAAUGUGAUUAUCCGGUUUAUAACGAUAAUUACCUGUGUAUUUGGUAAAUAACGUUAAUAACCGGUGAAUUACGUUAAUUUCCAUUUAACAUCA